Molecule: messenger RNA, 492 nt
Organism: Andrographis paniculata
Lineage: Eukaryota; Viridiplantae; Streptophyta; Magnoliopsida; Lamiales; Acanthaceae
Exons: 3
Coding region: 1-492 (163 amino acids)
Molecular function (GO): nucleic acid binding
Source: RefSeq, a predicted model, not a curated record
AUGGAGCGUACCAUUAAGACAUUGGAUGAUAUAUUGAGGGCUUUUGUAUUGCAAUUUCAGUUGGCUUUGGCUGACCGGUUGGGAUUAAAUGAGUUUUCUUAUAACAACAGUUAUCACACCAGCAUCAAGGUUGCACCGUUUGAGGAUCGAAUCCAUGCUGCCCAGAGCCAACAGAAAAAUUAUGCCAAUCAAGGACGUAGAGAUGGAGAGUUUGAGGUUAGUGACCGAGUGUUGCUUCGUGUAUCCCCUAUGAAGGGUGUCAAGAGAUUUGGCAUCCGAGAGAAGUUGAGUCCCCGGCAUAUUGGACCUUAUACAGUGUUGGAGCAUGUUGGGAAGUUGAUACUCCAGCCCGAUGAGGUUGUUUUGGAGGAUGGUUUGAGCUAUGAUGAGAAACUGGUCCAGAUUUUAGAUUCGAGGGUGAAAAUAUUGAGUAACAAAGAGAUAUACCUUGUGAAGGUGUUUUGGAACCAUCAUGAAAUCGAAGAGGCUUAA